AUGAGCGUACAUUGCGAAAGUUGUGAUUGUCUCUUCCGGACGUUAACAUGGGAGCUUCUCAGUCAGGACGAGUGCCUGAGUUCCAAGAUCUGGCUGAUAAAACUGGCUUUUCCAUAGAGCAGAUGAAAAACCUCCAUAACAGAUUUAUAUACCUAACUCAAGAUGAAGGCACUUUAAGACGUGAACAUCUUGAGAAUAUAAGCGAUUUGGCCCUCAACCCAAUCCGAAGACAGAUCAUUGAGGCCUUCUUUGAUACAAGGAACUUGGGUCAAAAGGAGAAGAGCUGUUUGCAAGAGAUCGGUUUUGAGGAAUUCGUUACCGUCCUGGCUUUUUUCAAACCACCCAAACCACACCUUGCUGAGGAGGAGAGAAAAACCAUAAAGAAGGAGAAACUACGCUUUCUGUUCAACAUGCACGACACUGACAAUGAUGGCAUCAUCACUCUGGAUGAAUAUAGACGUGUGGUAAAGGAGCUGCUGUCUAGCACUGAAACCAUAGGAGCAGAAACAGCCAAAGCCAUUACAGAUGCUGCUAUGCUGGAAGUCGCCAGUGAGACAGUGGGUCAGAUGGGUCCUGAUGAAUUUUAUGAGGGAAUAACCUUUGAACAGUUCAUGCAGAUAUUGAAAGACAUCGAGAUCGAGACCAAGAUGAAUGUUCACUUUUGGAACUUGGAAACCAUGCAUUGUGGGAAGUGAGAGUAAUUUCCACUUCUGAACGGCACUUUCACUUUAUUUUAGAUUAAAACAUCCGAUGUUUGUCCCACGGAUUCAACCCUUAGUAUUGAGUUUACUUGGGUUUCUUUCUCUGAAAUAUCUCCAAUGAUGGCGAUAUGGUGGAAGUGACCACAACAUGCUCUGGGGGAUACACUUCAGAGUCCAGACCUCUGGGGCAAAGCGAAAAAUACAGUGUGUUUAUACAUAUUUGAAAAAUAUUUAACAACCCCUUGAGCCCGGUUGUUUUUGUGGCUUCUUAUCUCAAAUCUGACAUGCUCGCAAACAUUUUUGACUCAUACAUACUUUCAGAUACACUAUGUAGUAUGUACACUGUAUUUUUAGCAGGGUUAUUGUGACUGAAAAACUGAACCUUGAUUGCAAAUUUCCCUUUUUAUUGUUUUGUAAUGGAGGAAGUCUUCCUUAACAAACCAGUGCUGAAACACUCCACCACCGUAAGUUAAUGAAUACACAAAUCUUAUCAUUUACCUAAAAAACAACAGGGAGCGAUUGUUUUGUUGCCCUUAUGUAAUCCAUCUGGCUUCCUUCCACCAUAGUUAUAUAAUAAAUGAUACAGGGUGUGUAAAGUUUUUACAGUAACAGCAUUUACUGUAGGAUUUUAUAGUGCAAUAUUUUUGUACAUUAUUGUCAUUCGAAAUCCUCACAACAACAUUUUCUUUAUACUGAAGAUAAUAAAAUAACCAUUGUUUUAAAAGUUG
Pimephales promelas (fathead minnow) is the source of this 1429-nucleotide messenger RNA. RefSeq names its product tescalcin a (gene tesca). Gene Ontology annotation, molecular function: calcium ion binding. The record is from RefSeq and is a predicted model, not a curated record. NCBI's taxonomy places the organism in Eukaryota, Metazoa, Chordata, Actinopteri, Cypriniformes, Leuciscidae.